AUGAAUUUUUUAAGCAAUUUAUUCCAAAGAGCCACAACAAUAAACUACAGAGCUCCUCAAAUAUUAUCAGUGUUACAUACACCACCAGUUACUGGAUUAACUAUAGUACCUUCUAGAGGAUUCAAAGUUUUUGGAAAAGUAAGAAAGCGUUGCAAGGAUUGUUACUUUGUUACCAGGGAUCAACGAUUAUACAAUUUAUGCAAAACUUUUCAAAAACAUAAGCAAAUGAGCAUCAGGCACACAGACAAGGCUUACUAUAUUCUCACAGGUGUACAGCAAAAAAAACAAAGGGAAUGGUGA
Macrosiphum euphorbiae (potato aphid) is the source of this 300-nucleotide messenger RNA. The record is from the annotation of a GenBank genome assembly. Lineage: Eukaryota; Metazoa; Arthropoda; Insecta; Hemiptera; Aphididae.